Messenger RNA from Aspergillus nomiae NRRL 13137, 1530 nucleotides. Its product is annotated as cycloheximide resistance protein. Gene Ontology annotation, molecular function: fluconazole transmembrane transporter activity. Lineage: Eukaryota; Fungi; Ascomycota; Eurotiomycetes; Eurotiales; Aspergillaceae. The transcript has 3 exons. The coding region runs from base 1 to 1530 and encodes 509 amino acids. Gene Ontology annotation, biological process: xenobiotic detoxification by transmembrane export across the plasma membrane. The record is from RefSeq and is a predicted model, not a curated record.
AUGAAAAGCUGGAUACGAGGAACUGUUUUAGGUGAUACUCUUCGUCUUCUACUUGGGUCUCGCUGGUUGAGUUACCCUGAAGAUGAUCCGACAUUUGACCUUCGUGAGGCCAAAAGAGCUUCAUGUUUGGACGAACAUUCUCAUAAAGACCUCGAGAGCGGCCAGGAAACAAUUUUAUAUGCGGAGAAGCUGUGCACCGCGAACACAAUUGAUCAGGGCAUGAUCAUCGGUUGGGCUUACUCAUUCAUCGUCUAUUGUGGAUCGUCUAUUAUUAUCCCCAGUUACGAGUUCAUGAUGCUUCGAUAUGGCGUUUCUAGGGAGGUCGUUCAGCUAACCUUGGCUAUCUACGUUGUCGGAUACGGUGUCGGCCCUUUGGUUUUCUCGCCAUUGAGUGAAAUUGCUCGCAUCGGUCGCAACCCUCCUUACGUAUUAUCCUUUAUACUGUUUGUAAUUGUGUCGAUUAUCCUCGCAGUCAUAGAUAACUUUCCAGCCAUCGUCGUACUGCGUUUUCUUCAGGGCUUCUUUGGCAGUCCAUGUCUGGCCAGCGGGGGCGCCACUAUACAGGAUAUGCUUUCGUUGAUCAAGGCCCCCUAUGGAUUCAUAUUUUGGGUCACUGGAUUUUAUUGUGGCCCGGCCUUGGGACCGUUACUGGCAGCCUUUGCGGUGACCUCCAACUGGCGCUGGCCUCUAUGGGAGAUUGUUCUGAUGAGCGCAUCAUUCCUCAUCAUUCUCAUCUGCCUACUGCCCGAGACGUCGCAUGAGACAAUUUUGCUUCGUCGAGCCCAACGCCUUCGUCGCUUCCAUCCAGCUGUUUUGGCCCCAGCUGAGACUAGACGGCUUGACUUCCAGGCCAUAUUGAUCGACGCAUUGAUCAAGCCAAUUGAAAUCACAGUUAUGGACCCAGCUCUCGCAUAUAUGUCCGUUUACGCGUCGUUUGUGUAUGCUGUCUAUUACUCAUUCUUCGAGGCCUUCCCAAUUGCCUACGGCAGUGUACAUGAAAUGCCCCAAACCUCUUUGAGCUUGAUAUUCCUCGCCAUCAUUGUUGGGUGUGCAUUAGCCGCAGGACUGUAUGGGGUGUAUCUGAAGUAUAGCUUUAUUCCUCGGUGUCACACCGACAAUCCCAGUCAAGAAGACCGUCUGAUUCCAACACUUCCCGCAGUCUUUCUCCUCCCCGCUGGUCUUUUCAUGUUUGCCUGGACAGUCCGACACUCAGUUCACUGGAUCGUGCCUACCAUCGGCAUAGUCAUAUAUUCGGGAUCAUCCUUUGUUGUUUAUCAGGCGAUUAUCGUCUACAUAUCGUUAUCGUACCCGCGUUAUGUGGCCUCGCUCUUUGCGGCGGCCGACUUUACGCGAUCCAUAACGGCCGCCGGGUUCGUCAUGUUCGCGCGGUAUAUGUUUCUUGACCUGGGAAUUGGCAAAGGGGUUACCGUGCUGGCGGGUCUCUCGGUUGGAGGUGUCUUUGGGAUGAUUUUUAUCUAUGUGUAUGGCGCGAAGCUGCGAGCGCGGAGCAAGUUUGCUGUGGGGGAUUGA